Ooceraea biroi (clonal raider ant) is the source of this 4124-nucleotide messenger RNA. It is a transcript of the gene Dsor1, whose product is annotated as mitogen-activated protein kinase kinase 1. Lineage: Eukaryota; Metazoa; Arthropoda; Insecta; Hymenoptera; Formicidae. Gene Ontology annotation, molecular function: protein kinase activity; ATP binding. Gene Ontology annotation, biological process: protein phosphorylation. The record is from RefSeq and is a predicted model, not a curated record.
UUGCUAAUGAAUGGAGAAAGUGGGGGAGGCUGGCAGUCCAUAUUUCUACAGUCAAAGGUUUCUCCGUUUGACGCGCGUUUCUAGUUUCGAUAAUUUUUAUUAUCGUCAUACGAAAUAGAACACAUAAUAGGAACGUACUCCUCCGUAACAAAAUAAAACAAUGAAAUCCCUCUGGUAAACGAAAAGAUUCAUCGACAACCGUGCAACUUGAUCUGACUAAGCGCGCUAGCGCACUUGACAGCUCACUGUGCCAACGAUCUGUAUAUCGAGUGGCGAGUAAAUCUUUACGAUCUUUACGAGCCUUUAUAGCAUUGCGAGAAAAACGGCACGCGAUGCGAUGAGUGCGAUUCUACGAGUGCGGUUCACACGAGCGUAUUUGUGAUUCGCACGAAAUUUGUGGAAUAGCGACGAGUACAAUAAACGCCGAGUCGGUUGCACUGUCAGUUUUCCUGCCUUUUCUUUGCUACUUUUAAUCUCGUAUGAUCCACAAGUCCGCAAGUGACAAGUAGUAAUUUCGCGUGUCAAAGUGGUGGGAUAUCUCUCCGGCUGUUUAUUAACGUAACGUGCUACGUGUAACGUCGUUUGUAAACACUCUCAGCCAACUCUGUCCCAAAUGUCAAAAAACAAACUCAAUUUGACACUACCACCUGGCUCGAUCGAACCGGUACCAGCAGUGUCACCGUCACCACCAGUCCCACCUUUACCCACGUAUACGGAACCUUCAGUGAUACCCGACGUUAUGGGUAAAAUGAGCAUAGAUGCUAUCCAGGAGAGGUUGGAGGAACUGGAGAUGGACGACGAGCAAAGGAAGCGACUGGAGAGCUUCCUAGGGCAGAAAGAAAAAGUUGGAGAGCUGUGCGACGAAGAUUUUGAAAAACUGGGUGAAUUGGGCGCCGGUAAUGGUGGUGUCGUUAUGAAAGUGAGACAUAAAAAAUAUGGUCUGAUAAUGGCCAGAAAGUUGAUACAUUUGGAAGUGAAACCAGCUAUCAAGAAGCAAAUAAUCCGAGAACUAAAAGUGCUCCACGAGUGUAAUUUUGCGCACAUAGUCGGGUUUUACGGCGCUUUUUACAGCGAUGGAGAAAUUAGCAUAUGCAUGGAGUAUAUGGACGGUGGAUCGUUAGACUUAAUAUUGAAAAAAGCAGGACGAAUCCCGGAACCCAUCCUAGGUACAAUCACGUCUGCCGUAUUGAAGGGCUUGAGCUACUUGCGAGACAAACACGCGAUAAUGCAUCGCGAUGUGAAGCCGAGCAACAUUUUGGUCAACAGCGCGGGCGAGAUCAAGAUUUGCGAUUUUGGCGUAUCUGGGCAACUGAUCGAUUCGAUGGCCAAUUCGUUCGUCGGCACACGAAGUUACAUGUCGGUAAGCAACUUGCCGGAGAGAUUACAAGGGACGCAUUACUCGGUUCAGAGCGACAUUUGGUCGCUCGGAUUAUCGCUCGUUGAAAUGGCGAUCGGGAUGUAUCCUAUCCCACAACCGGACGAGAAGACGUUAGCUUCGAUAUUCGGUUCGCAAUCGGCGCCACCGCAACCCAGCACGGAGAACCCAGCGACGAAUAACGCGCCCACGCCAACCACCCAAUCGCCGGGUCACGGUGCGAGCAGUCCGAGGCCUAUGGCGAUAUUCGAGCUGCUGGAGUACAUAGUCAACGAGCCACCGCCCAAACUGCCACCCGGGAUAUUCAGCGACGCUUUCACGGAUUUCGUGGACCGGUGCCUGAAGAAGAACCCAGCCGAGAGGGCGGACCUGAAGACGCUGAUGAAUCACGAGUGGAUCAAGAAGGCCGAGUCGGAGAACGUGGACAUUGCUGGCUGGGUGUGCCGCACGAUGGACUUGCAGCCGACUACGCCAACGCGUUUAGCGAGCGUGCAAUCCUGAAUAAAUGUAACUCUUACAUACUUGACCACGUACAUUCGCGUUCAGUAUUCCUAAGUUAUCGUUUAGUCUCUUUCGAUUUCCAUUCGAUCACACACGGUGGCGUUUAUCCUCGUUUCUUCUCGUCGCGGUGUUAAUCUUUUGCGAAAUUUCUUAUCGGAUUUAUCGGAAAUUUGCUGGACGUGCCAACUCCGUUCACGAUUCCCGGCCGUAUCCACCGUCGAACGGCCGCGUGAGCGGUUUACAGAGAUUAUGAUGAUUAGACGGAGAUGCGCGCAGAUUGCGAGAGUCGCCAGGAACGUGGUCUGAACGAUCGAUUUACCAUCAUCCGUUUUCUUUUACGAAGGAGGAAAGUGAACCAAAGGAGAAGAAGAAAAAGCGAUUACGGCUAUGAUCGUAUAAUUGUAUAUAAGUAGUAAUCAACAAAGUGUGUAGUGCAAGUGGGGUACACGUUCGUUAGCUCCGUUUGGACCGGACAAGACUGCACGAGAGACGAGCGUCUGGAAAGACUCCGGAGCUCGUUCGUUUCAUUCGCUGACGCGAAGUGCUAUCGCUGUCCGAGUAAUUUGCACGCAGCACGCCACUGUGCCAGAUAUUUUAAUUUGAGUAAUGUUCAUUUUAUGCGUUCUUUCGCCUCCGUUCAAAGUAUGUAAGACGAAGAAUUGCGAUAUGAGUUUAUUAUUAAAGACUCGUGAGCAGAUUGUGUUCCCCGUGAUACAUAUUAUAGGAUACACGAUUGAGCAUCGAAUCUAUACGCGAACGUCAUCCGAGGAAUCCAACUGCAGAAAUUUGACUCAGCUAUUUGUAUAACUGUAUUUGUACCUGACAUCCGUACGAACCGUAUUCACACGAUCAGAAACUCGUGCGUGCGUGUAUAUCGCUACUGAAACUGUCGUUUUUACGUCAAAAUACAUGACAUGGCUGCGAUUGAAUGCGAUUUCAACUUAUUUUAUCUUUGUUCCUUGAUUUUUUCACCAAAGCGGUAAUACGAGGAUAUCCUCGUACGGGACCUAGAUUACCUUUGAAAUGAUUUGUCCCGCGAGUUUUUGCGACUUAAUAAUUGAACGUAUAAACGUAUUGGAUAUCGUCGGCCACUAUGCAUUAUGCUCUUUGUCUUAUAUUUAAAAUAGAAAGCGUUACCACAUCGCGCAUAUAUGAACCUUUCAGUUUGUCGACUGUCAAUGUCGAUGUCGAUGUCGAUGUGGUAAACGAUUAAUUGAACGAAAAGAAAAAAUAGAAAGAGGCUUAUCUUUUUUCUUUUUUUUUCACAUAAUCGCGGCCUUACAUUGUGAUUGCAAUGUUACUUGAUAAGACAGUUUCAAAACUGCAAAACUCGUUGCAUGAAGAGUAUUUUUGAUCGUGAAUCCUUUUGCUGCAAAUUACGUGUUGUACACAAUGAACGGCAAUGUUCUCCGUUCCACUUUGUUGGCGCUCAAUAUACAACGAGAGCUGGAUCCUGUAAUCUUUUAUGAUAGUUUAGAGAUAUAAAACAUGCAUGUGAUUACGAUAGUAAAACUCGAGUAUUUCCAAUAUACAAUAAAUAAAUCAAGUAGAUAGAAGGGAGAGAACAAAAGGAGAAAAAAGAUUUCUAGAGACUGCAGCGAAAGGAUUGACUUUGAUUGAGCAGUUUUCGCAAAGCGCGUUUCAAACGUGCCGUGUUGCUUUACGACUACUACUAGUGAUUAACUUGAGAGAUUGACGGAUACUUGAAGAACAAAAUAUUGAUAGUAUUGAUACGUGCAUUUUUCAUUUGAUCAUGCGUCAUUCGAUAUAGACACUUUACGAUAACUUUAUCAGACAUUGGUACGUUUUAUCAUUGAUAAAAGUGGCAAGACUUGAAUCUUGUUCGCAACGCCAUGCGCGCAAGUAGUAUAAUCAGCGCAACAGGAUCACGUUUCACGCAACAACACGUAUAGAUGUAUUAAAUCGUACUAUUACGACCAGUUUAUCGUAUGUUGCAUUUUCUUAUGUCAAAUAUAUUUCGCGUAGAGAUGUAAUCUACAAGUUAAUCUCGCGUUACACAUUCACAGCAGCCGUCUCCGAGUUGGCUUAAAAAUCACCGGAUUGUGUUGCGAGUGUAAAUCGCGAUGUUUGUAAAUCGAAUAAGAGAUAGUGUCUCUAAGUAUGUAAGUAAAGAUGUAAGUAUGUAGGGGCGUAAAACGCUCGGAAAUUGGGUUGUCACAUGACGUUACAUUGCGCGAUUAACAAAUGGUAAUAUUGAUAAGAAGAAAUACAAAGCUGUUGUAAAAUG